Penaeus monodon (black tiger shrimp) is the source of this 3337-nucleotide messenger RNA. RefSeq names its product protein arginine N-methyltransferase 7-like (gene Art7). The record is from RefSeq and is a predicted model, not a curated record. Lineage: Eukaryota; Metazoa; Arthropoda; Malacostraca; Decapoda; Penaeidae. Gene Ontology annotation, biological process: peptidyl-arginine methylation. Gene Ontology annotation, molecular function: protein-arginine N-methyltransferase activity.
CUUUUCGAAAUUGGGGCACUCGCGGCCCGUAAUUUUGCCAGCCCGCAUAAAAUUUCUCGCCCCCCCAAAGGGCGCCCGAGCCCGGCGCGAGCGCCCAAACAGCCUUUUCAAGAGACUCCGCCGCUCGCGCACGGGAUGCGAGCUCGUCUUCUGCUAACACGUGAGGCAGAAAAAAACCCGACUCGGUUUUCCCUUUUCCCUCUUUUCUCGCCGUCUCUCUCCCUGUUUCGCGGCGGGAGGCAGGCCACGGGGUCCGCAGCGUCUCCAGCUAUAGGCAGACUCAUGGUUGUUGAAUGGUGAGGUGGUUGCAAUGGUGCCUGGACAUCCAUCGCAAGGAAAUACUUAAAGCGUCAUGCAAAGAACUAGAGAGAUUUGCCCUUGCUAACUUUUCAAACCAUCAAGGAGCUGGACUGGGACCAUCAGCGCGCAGGAUAGCCUCCCAGUGCCCAAGCCACACGCAGAAAGUGUUCAGGAGCCCUUUAUUGAAAGCCGGCCGCAUGAUGAGUGUCUUCACACAGCAGCUCAACCCAAUCACCGGCAAAAUGGAGUGGGGCAUCCAGCCUGAGGAUUACGACUACAAGCAAGAAGUAGCCAGGUCGUCCUAUGCAGAUAUGUUACAUGACAAGGAAAGAAAUGACAAAUACUAUGAAGGUCUGAGACGUUCAAUAGCAGACCUGCGGAGACGAGGGCAAGAAGUCCACGUGCUGGACAUCGGUACUGGCACAGGCUUGCUGUCUAUGAUGGCAGUAGCGUGUGGAGCUGAUUCAGUCACUGCUUGUGAGGCAUUUUACCCAAUGGCUGAGUGUGCAAGGAAGGGGUUGAAGGCCAAUGGCUGUGCAGACAAGGUGCACCUGAUCCCAAAACGGUCAACAGAAAUUGAGGUUGGUCCAGGAAAGGACAUGGAGAGGAAAGCUAACCUCCUUGUGGCAGAGGUGUUUGACACGGAACUCAUUGGGGAAGGUGCCAUCGACACUUACAGACAUGCCCGGGAUUUCCUUUUGACGGAGGAUGCCCUUUUGGUACCCUCAGAAGGCACAGUGUAUGCUCAGGUUGUGUCGUCAAAGAUGCUUCAGAGGUGGAAUCGAGUCCAACCCGUAACAAGAAACAUUCCCGGUAGCAGUCAGUCAGAGGUUUUGGUGUCGGUGCCAAGAGUGGUUCAGGAGUGCCCAGGUGCCGCAGCGGUUCAUGAUCUGCAACUGUCACAAGUUCCUAGAUCUUGGUUUACACCCAUUUCAGAACCUCUUCCAGUCUUCUGGUUUGACUGGAGUGGUAGACGGCAAGACAUCCCUUGUGAUGAGACCACUCGCAUCAAGUUCAAGACACUUGCAUCUGGAAACUGCGAUGCCAUCUUGAUGUGGUGGGACAUACGCAUGGACCAGGAUGGGGAAGUGAUGCUAAGCUGUGCUCCUUAUUGGGCUCAUCCUGAUCUAGCAGGGAAGAUGUGUGUGAAGAGCGGCCAGUGUGUGAGUGUGGGAUCCACAUCAUAUCCUCACGGACACGCCUUGGUCAGAUCAAUGAUCCUCGCAGGUUGAAGGUCUAUGUGCGAGUACUAGAAAAACUCAUCAGACCUGAUAGUGUGUGUCUAGCCCUGGGCGACUGUUGCUUCAUGGCUGUGGCGGCUGCAAAGCUAGGAGCACGACAUGUUUACCUAAGUGAGGCAAGUGAGGCCUCGAGACGCGUUAUGCAAGAGUUUAUCAAAGCCAAUGACGUCCAGCACAAGGUCACCAUUUUGCCAGAUGACAUGAGUGAUAUGUCUGUUGAUCAGCUUGUAGGGCCUGCCACAGUGACCUUCAGCGAGCCCUUCUUUACAACCUCCUUGCUCCCAUGGCACUCACUCUACUGCUGGUACAUGGCCAACAGCUGUUUACAUCUCAUGGCCCCAGGUGCUCACAGAGUACCAGGUUCUGUUACGGUCUGGGGCCUGGCAGUACAGUACCGUGAUUUGUGGAAGAUCCGGGCUCCUUUGCACCAGUGUAAUGGAUUUAAAAUGGAUAUAUUUGAUAAGCUCAUCGAGUCAGCAUGUGAUGAGGCUGACGAAAUCAUUGAACCUCAGCCCCUGUGGGAAUACCCCUCAAAGGCCCUGAGCCAGCCAUUCCCCCUUCUUCAGUUGGACCUAACUGCCCCCAUUCCAGACAACCCUGUCAGUAGUAAGAGCUCAAUCAGCCUCCCGGGCACUGGGCUCGUAAAUGGUGUUGCACUCUGGGCAGACUGGCACAUGACCGAUGAGCCAGAAUAUGCUCUGACCACAGGACCUGUAGAGCCUGUGGUUCUUGAUCAACAUGUCAGCUGGGAUGUCUAUAGUCGACAGGGGGUCUAUCUUGUGAAGAAUCCAGUGGAGAUCAAUCCCUCGCAGCAACACACUUUAGAGUACGCUGUGACGUUCAAACCCAAUGAUGGUACAAUAGUGUUUGAUUUCCAGGUUAAGCAGCAGUUGUGAAACCAGACUAGAUGUGAGUCAAAAAAACACAAGUGAUAAUCAUGUGGAGGGUGUAGUUUGAAUACUUAAUGCAUUGUGCUUUUUGUAACCAAAGUAGGAGAAGGGUGUUAAAGAUAGUUCAUUAAUUUAUACAGCUUUGGGAAUAAAGUUUGGGGCCACUUUCUUCAUGAAUUAUCCAUCUGCUCUACCUUCACAUGGUUUUAUCCUUCAUCCUCAGACUAGUGCUCAUCAUUGCUUUUCUCAAUUAUCCACUCCUAUUUUCUCCCAUGUCUCUCCUCCCAGUUCCUCUUCUCAUCUGCUAUCACCGUGACUGGUUAUUUUCUUCACCAUAGUCAUUUUAUCAAUGCCAUGUCAUACACUCCAGUAUCACAUAUAAUCCCUUCACAACAUUGCCACUCAACACACUAUGCGGUGCUAUAACACAGUAGGUCAUUUGACUGAAGAAUGUAUCCAUUUCUUAGUGCAAAUAUAUUUCUCUACCCAUUAUGAAAUGCCACUGUUGUCUCAUUUUUGGGGGUGAGAAAUAGUAACAAGUUUGUUCCUCGGACAUUAUUUACAAGAAAAUGUAGUUCCUGUUUUAGGUUACUGCAUCUGACUCUAAAGCUUACAGUAAGGCAUUAUUAUAGGAUUGUUGGUACACACAGUAGUUGAACUAAAAGUAUACGAUGUACACUAAUUGUUGAAUCUCUUGAUAUAAGCAGUUAGAUGUAGGCUGUAUCUGUACUUCUCUCCUGUGAUGUGAAAAGUGAUGUCAAAUCUGCUGCUGUGUCGUGCCUACUCUCAAUAGGGAAGCUUCCAGAACCAUGUGGUUGUGCUGCAAAUAAUGUGUGUUUCUGUGUAUGUAUGUUUAUGCGAUGGGAAAAUGCAUUGCAUUUUGUUUUUUUGAUUUAUUUGUUCAGU